Messenger RNA from Hymenoscyphus albidus, 2134 nucleotides. NCBI's taxonomy places the organism in Eukaryota, Fungi, Ascomycota, Leotiomycetes, Helotiales, Helotiaceae. The record is from the annotation of a GenBank genome assembly.
GCCACAAUGUUACUGCCUUCUCUGGCUUUGACACAGGCAACAGGCUUUAAAACCGUUGGUAGUUCUGGAGUUGCAGCCCAGAUGAUUUUCGUGCCACCAAGAACGAAUACAGUUGUUUUCCUGGAUAACUAUCACGCAAACUACGGACUUGGUGCGGAUUUAAAAACCGGAGCACACUCCCCAAAUGCUUGGAAGUAUGAGGGUUCUGAGAUGGCAGUCUUUGGAUCCGAGUAUAAUCUCGCUAACAACACUGUGCGAGCGCUGAGGCCAAAAUCAAACACGUUUUGCUCAGCUGGGGCUUUCUUUCCUAAUGGCACUAUGCUAAACUUAUCUGGUGCCGAGGCAGACUGGGAGGGUGUUGGCGUGGAAGAGGGUUUCGAUAAGAUGAGGAUUUUCCCUCCAGGUCCAUGUGAGAAAGACGUUUGUACUGCUGAUUGGGUGGAGUUGGCAACGCCUUUACAAUCGAAGCGCUGGUAUCCUACUUCUAUCACCAUGGUACGUGUAUUUUCUUCCACCGGGUAAGAAUGGAAAAGACUGUUAAGCGAGAACGCUAACAUACUAUUGUUUUGCAGACUGAUGGUAGCAUUCUUGUUGUCGGUGGCUCCAACAAAGGUGGGUUGGUACUAAACGAAGCUUCUAUCAAUGUACCAACCUACGAAAUCAUGUAAGCAAAACAAAAAAACAGCAUUUUUGUCCCAAAACUCCAAACUAACGAUAAAUCCAGCCAUGUCGAUGGGCGCCAACCCAAAGCCCCGGUUACUCUCCCAAUCCUCGAAUUCACGGAUGCGGAAAACCUAGACCCAGGAAAAUCUUACAACCUCUACCCCAUUCUUCACACACUUCCAAAUGGUGAGGGCAAAGACUUAGUUUUCACUAUUGCCGGAAACCGAACCGUCGUCUGGGACUAUGCAAACGAUACUCUUGUCAAAGCACUACCAGACACACCAAUGCAACCGCGUACUUUCCCUUCUUCUGCAACUUCGGUUUUGCUACCUCUUCUAGCUCCAGACUAUGAGCCCACAGUUUUGGUCUGUGGAGGAUCAAGUGGAGAUAUGCCCGCGCCAAAAGCACUGGAUGAUUGCUGGAGAAUUUCUCCAAACAGUGUCAAGCCAGAAUGGGUUGCAGAUGAUGUUAUGCCUAACGGGGCUCAAACUAUGACGGUAAGGCGAUAUUUGAAGUGGGUUAUCUUAGGACUCGUACUGACUUGGAGACAGGAUGCUAUUGCCCUCCCAGACGGAACUUUCCUCUUCAUUAACGGUGCUCACACUGGUUCUGCUGGUGGAUUCCAAGCAGAUGAUCCGGUCCUUGCACCCAUGAUAUACGACCCAAAUGCCCCAGCGGGUAAACGAUUCACGAACAUGCCACCAACCACUAUUCCACGAAUGUACCACUCUGUCGCCACUCUGCUUCCCUCAGUAUGUUCCCUCUCCGUUUUCACUCCGGUGUUUCAUAUCCUCACAAUCUAACAACCACACAGGGAGAAGUGCUCGUAGCAGGCUCCAACCCAGCUGUCAUGUAUACCGCCGAUGGAAAGGUUGGUGGAGGUUGGCCAAAAUUCCAGAACAAUGGUAAGACCUGCGCCCUAGAGCAACAACAACGUAAAGAGUCUGCUUUCCCCCUCGAAUACCGCGUCGAGAUAUUCACUCCUCCCUACCUCAAAGAUGUCAACACUCGUGGUCGCCCCCAGAUUACCGCUGUUCCAGAGACUAUUGCGUAUGGCGCCAAGUUUACAAUUUCCGGCAAGUUGAAGGGAGUCGAGAGAAUGAGUGGCACGAUCGGUAUUACUUUGAUGUCACAGGGAUUCAAUACACAUUCCAUGUCUAUGGGACAAAGAGUUGUGAUGCUUGAAUUUAAGGCUGUAGCUGACAGCUAUGACUUCACCGUCACUGCACCAAGAGAUGCCAGUGUGAUGCCACCAGGUAUGUUUACGACGUUCCCCGUUGAUAUGCAGUCAAUUUUUGCUAAUCGUGAACUUAGGGAUAUAUCUACUUUUUGUGACACAAGAGGGUGUGCCAUCUGAGGGAAGUUGGAUCAAUCUCGCAUGAGAUAGAACUUAAGCCAAAUGAAUCAAUGAAGAACAACGGUGAAUUUUAACGAGCAUUUGUGUUUUAAGCGAUAGAAAAUUGUUCAAUAC